UCUAGUUCAAAGUGUGUCACGUGACUUUCUCUCCAUCGCCGCCAUUUUGAGAGCAAUGUGUGCAUGUAUGUGUGUUGAAGAGUUUCAAGAUUUUUUUUAUGUAACACCAAAUGGAAGGAGCAAAGUUUACUGUUUGCAGAGGACAAAGAUCAAUAAGAAUUGCUUGACUAGUGAAGCAUGGAAGAGAACAAUGAUAAAUCACUGCUUAUAUCACAAGCUGGGAGUCAGGACACCAUGCUGAUAACAGACAGAACUGGUAGCCCUCGAUUGCAGGGCUCUGAUGACAAAGAAAAACAUAAUGCAACGGACUCGCUCAUCCAAGUCAUUGAGAAGCUAAGCAAAAUAGUAGAAAGUAAAAGGCAGAGGAGAUGUUCCAUUGCUGGGAAAAAACGGGCUCAUCUUCUUUAUCCUUCUUUGGACAUGGAAACAAGAGAGAUAUCUGAAACUGCUGCUAAAAUUGUUAGGUGUGAUGACCCAUCUGCUAAUGAAUACUGUUUCACAGAAGAUUCACAGGAUGUCUCUUCUAGAAAUGUUAGCUGUUAUGUUUGUAGCCUUUGUAAAUUCCUUUUCCCAUCAUUAGAAAUUUUAAAGGAACAUUUAAAGCUGCAUGAUACACAAAAUGAGGUGAUUCUUGUGUGCUCAGAGUGCUGUUUUACUUCCAGAAGUCAGGAGGAUCUAGAGUCACACAUAAAAAUUCAUUUAGAAAGUGUUGAACAUAAUGCAAAUGUAGGUCAACAUCCGCUGCACCCCAUUCAAAAUCUGAAUAUUUCCAGUGAACAAGGGAAUGUUCUGGUGUAUGCAGGAGAUAUUGGGAGUUUGAAAUUAGAUCAGAGUGAGAGAAAAGCAAAUCUAGAAUCUGUGGAAGCAGGGCCAGAAAAAAAGAAAUGGUAUACUUAUGAGCAAUAUGGUAUGUACAGAUGUUUGAUCUGUAGCUACACAUGUAGUCAACAGCGUAUGCUAAAAACUCAUGCAUGGAAACAUGCUGGUGAAGUUGAUUGUUCCUAUCCAAUAUUUGAAGAUGAAUCUGAGGCUACAGGUGUACUGGAUGUAACCUCGGUUCCACAAACUCAGACAGAGGAAGCUGUUAUUCUUUUGGCUCAAUUAAGCAAAACUACAGACCUUGAAAGGGCAACUCCUGUUCAGUUUCAGAUUAGCUCUUCAGAUUCUGUGAGGGAAAAAAAACCUGUUUUGAGUCAGUCAGAGAAUGAAACCUCGGAUCAUAUGAUGAAUCAUGUAAUUCUUCCUAAUCCACCAGAUGAAGAAGUAGUAACCGAGGAAGAGACUGCAUCAGAAUCGGACCUGGAAAAUGCAACCUCUGAUAGCCUUCUUUCCUCUGCUCAUAAGAUCAUCAGUUGCAGCCCUAACAAAGCUGGCCAUGUUAAUGUUAUUGUAGAGCGCCUACCAGGGGCUGAAGAGUGUGUUUCUAGUAAGCAGUUUUUAAUUAAUACAGACAUUGAAGAUGACAAGAGACUUAUCACUGAAGAUUCAAGGCUAGCAUAUUAUGAGGAUGUUGCAGAAGUGUUUCAGUCCAACAAAGAUGCUGUUGCUGUAGAGGAAGUAGUAAUAGGGUGGUGCAAUAAUGAAAAGCAAACUGAAGAUGGAGAAUCAAAAGUCUUGACUACUGCAGAUGAAAAUACACCUCCAGUCCGCAGGAGGACCCACUCAGAAUCAUUAAGAUUGCACUCCUUGGCUGCUGAAGCACUUGUUGCAAUGCCUACACGAACUCCUGAAGUAAUGAAAAGCAUUGCUGAGCUAAAUGUUCAGCAUCCUAAUACAGAAGGAUUUAUUGAUUUAUCUAACACUUCACAGCAGAAGCUUGCCGCUACUAUUAAGUGUUCUUUGGAGGAGGGUGUAAGAGAUGAUGGCACAGUACUGAUGGAUUCAGAAUUGCAAUCAAAAGCCAAAUCUACCACAUCAGAGGUACCUGUCAAAAUGGGAAUCAGCAUGUCAUUGCUUACUGUAAUUGAGAAGCUUAGGGAGCGAACAGAUCAGAAUGCUUCAGAUGAUGACAUUUUAAAGGAGUUGAAGGAUAAUGCCCAGAGCCAGCCAAAUAAUGAUGCAAAUUUGUCUGGGAAUAACUUGGUGGAAUAUAUUCCAGAAAGUGAAAGACCAUACCGCUGUCGCCUGUGCCGUUAUACUAGUGGCAAUAAGGGUUACAUUAAGCAGCACCUCAGGGUACAUCGUCAAAGGCAACCAUACCAGUGUCCCAUUUGUGAGCAUAUUGCAGAGGAUAGCAAAGAUCUGGAGAAUCACAUGAUAAACCACUGCAAGACAAGGAUGUACCAUUGUAAGCAGUGUCAAGAAACCUUUUAUUAUAAGAGCCAGCUGAGAGCUCAUGAAAGAGAAAAGCAUGAUUUACAUGAAACCUUACCCUCUUCCUCUUCUGCUAAAGAAAGUAAAGCACCAGUCAGUCCUUCACAAGACAAGAGUGAUGAUGAAGAAUUAUGCAACACCCAGAAAGUAUACAAAUGUGACAUUUGUGACUAUACUAGCUCAACCUACGUUGGUGUUCGAAACCACAGAAGAAUACACAGCUCUGAUAAACCUUAUAGGUGCAGUAGUUGUGACUUUGCAACAACAAACAUGAACAGUUUAAAAAGCCAUAUGAGGCGCCAUCCUCAGGAGCUCCAGGCAGUGCAGCUAAUAGAGCAAUACAGAUGCUCACUUUGUGGUUAUGUUUGUAGUCAUCCUCCAUCUUUAAAGUCUCAUAUGUGGAAACAUGCUGGUGAUCAAAAUUAUAAUUAUGAGCAAGUCAACAGAGCCAUUAAUGAUGCUAUUUCACAGAGCAGUAGAUCUCAGUGUGCUGCUUCUAAAAGGAUACUGUGUGAACCUGCUGUUGAAAGUGCUUCUGCUAGUCCUGUGUGCAUUGAAAAGUCAGCAGCUGGUCUUGAAAUAACCACUGCAACUGAAGAAAACACAGUGGUUUCAGAUGGCUCAAAGAUGUUGGGUACAUCAAAAUCAUUACUUGCUCCUGACAAGACGGCACUUGGUCAACUUCGUGCGGGAAUGGAAUAUUGUGUCUUGCUGUUUUGUUGUUGCAUCUGUGGUUUUGAGUCUAUGAACAAGGAGCUAUUAAUGGAGCAUAUGAAGGAACAUGAAGGAGAGAUCAUCAGCAUUAUUCUGAACAAGGAGCAAAGUACUAAUGCAGCACAGAACAGUCCAAAGUAGUCCUUGAUUUUUGAAGAGCUACAAAGCAGUGAACCAACAGGAAGGCAGACAUGCUUCUGCAAGAAACUUCAUACAAAACCUUAUUAAUAAAAUCUGUCCUUCUCAUGAGGAAGUAAAACACAUCAGUAAUUUCAUUUUUAAGCUGUAGUGCAGUGUCUUUUAAAGAAAUGUUAAUUCAGUUUGUUUUCUGUGAAACACUUUACUUUUUAUAAGGCUAGUUGCCUGUGACAAUUUAUUUACCCUUCCACAUAGUAAAAUACAUAAAUUUUCUGUAUGGCAUUUAAUGUAAAAUUCUAUAACUAAACUGCUAUUGUUGUAUGAUCUAAGCAGAUUUUUUUUUGUAUGGCCGUGCCACAAUUGGGCUGUUAAUUGGAUUUUAAAAAAACACACAGACUUAUUUAAACAGGUUUACUAGUUUUAUUUUUCCUAAAGUAGUAAAGGGGCAGCUUUCUACAGGUUACUGUAAAAUAUCCAUGUUAAAGUUACAUUUUACUGUACAGACACUUUGGAAACUAUUUAUGUGGAUGAAUACUGUACCAUAUUUUGGUAUUUAUUUUUAUUUAUGCACAUUUUGUAUAGUUUUUAUAGAGUUUUCUCCCCAUGGUGCUAUUUUUUUAAAAUACAUCGUAGAAGACUGAAGUUCUUAUUACAGGACUGUGGAAUUAUCAGUGUUUAAUCUUUUUAAAGAAUGUAUAUUUAAAUAAUGGGCUUUGUUUUCACAAAAAGUGGAAAUUUAAAAUCUUCACAAAAAAAUUGAAAUUGCUUGUGACUCAGUAGUUUAGUGGUAUUUAUGUUGUAUGCAUGGUCUAGGUUUUUUUUUUAAUAUAAACUUAUUUGCUUUGUCAUUUUUAAUUUUAAAUCUCCACACACACCUAUAGUUUGGGUUCCUGUUACCAUGUUAAUUUAGAUCUGGAAAAAUGCUUACUGCAGUAUUUAAAGCUUCAAAAAGUUUAGUUAUUGUUUAAUUCUUAUUGCCUUACUGCUAUAUUGUGUGCAUUAUUUUUUUAAUUACAUGUAAACUACUAUUGUUAACAUAGCAUUGUGUUUCCUUGCAGCUGGAAUUCAGAAAACUGUUUUGUAAAAAAAAUCAAAA
This is a messenger RNA of Polypterus senegalus (gray bichir), 4261 nucleotides long. It is a transcript of the gene znf507, whose product is annotated as zinc finger protein 507. Gene Ontology annotation, cellular component: nucleus. Lineage: Eukaryota; Metazoa; Chordata; Cladistia; Polypteriformes; Polypteridae. The record is from RefSeq and is a predicted model, not a curated record. The transcript is spliced from 7 exons. Bases 178 to 3168 code for a protein of 996 amino acids.